AUGGAAGCUGAUCAAUAUUUAUUUGUUGAUCUUGGCGCUCGAUAUUAUGUAACUGGUGUAGCAACACAAGGACGUCGUGCAGCCAAAGAAUAUGUUACAGUAUACAAUAUAAUGUAUUCAGAUAAUGGUCAUAAUUGGUUUCAUUAUACAAAUGAAGAUAAAAUAAUUGUGAAUUUUAUUGGUAAUAAAAAUGAUAAUGGAAUUGUACGAAAUAAUUUUUCUGAUCCUUUUAUAACACGUUUUGUACGUUUUAAUCCAAGGCAGUGGAAUAAUUUUAUAUCAAUGCGUGUUGAAAUUUAUGGGUGUCCAUUUACUUCGUCAUCAUUUACUUUUGAUGGGCAAACAAUAGCUUAUUAUGAUGCAACGUUUAUUCCAUUACAUAAUCAACAAGAUGAAUUACGUUUACGUUUUAAAACAAAUUAUCCAAAUGGAGUUUUAUUUUAUGCUAAAGGAACACAAAAUAAUGAUUAUUUAGCUGUUGAACUUCGUAAUGGAAGUAUUUUUGUUGGAAUUGAUUUAGGUUCAACUCCUGAACGUCCAGGUGCAACGAUUAUUCAAGCUGGAAGUGUACUUGAUGAUUAUCAAUGGCAUGACUUAGCUGUUAUACGUUAUUGGAAAAAUGUAUCUGUUAAAAUUGAUCAAACUGUUUUUUAUGAAGAAUCACAAAGUGCUUUUAAUGGCUUAGAUCUUGAUGGAAAGCUGUAUGUUGGUGGAGCACCCAAUCAUAUGGAACGAGGAAUAACUGUUCGUCCAAAUUUUCAAGGUUGUUUAGAAAAUGUUUUAUAUAUAAGUCCAUCAACAAAUGCUAUUUUGGAUAUAUUACUAAAUUUACAAAGACAAUUGCCAUUUUAUGGUCUUGAACAAGGAAGGGUUGGAUCAGGAGCAUUGUGUGAAGAUGAUUCAUUGAAUAUGCAUUCAUAUACAUUUAAAACAUUUGAUUCUUAUCUUGAAGUGUUUCGUAAACCAGGUGCAUCAUCGAUUGAUGUUAGUUUUCAAAUGCGUACAUUUGAACCAAAUGGAAUUUUAUUUUAUACAAAUUUAUCUGAACCAAGAUAUUUUAUGGUUGGUAUUAAUGAUGUACCUGAUCAAGAUUUUUUACGACUGUUCCUUGAUGAAGGACAAUUAGGAUGCACAGUACAAUUAAAUGGAAAUAAACGAACAGUUCGUCAUCGGCGAGAUAAUUUACAUGAUGGACAAUGGCAUGAAAUAAGUCUUUUAUUAACACAAUAUCGUUUUAAUAUUACUGUUGAUUAUGAACCUGAAUUUUCUAAUACAAGAAAUAAUUUAUCAACAACUGAUCGUUUUACAUUUAGUACAAAUGGUGAUCAAGUCAAUCGUGAAACAACUAUGAAUGGUUUUGUUGGUUGUCUAAGACAAGUUAUUAUGAGUGGAAUACAAAUAUUACCAAGAGAUAUAACUAAUAAUUUAACAGCUAUAAGAGCAAAUGAUAAUAGACCUAGAACUGGAACUGUUGUUAAUCAUGGAGUUCUUCUUGAUGCUUGCGAAAUGUUUGAUCGUUGUACACCAAAUCCAUGUAGACAUGGAGGAGCAUGUUAUCAAACAUGGACAAGAUUUCAUUGUGAUUGUUCAAAAACAGGUUAUAGUGGUGCUGUCUGUCAUGUUAGUGAUAUGCCAUUAUCAUGUCUUGAUUAUAAAUUAAAUCGUAUGAAAAUUGAUGAAAUUCUUUCUGAACGUAUAACAAUAAUUGAUAUUGAUGGUAGUGGCCCAUUAGCACCAUUUCCAGUUGUAUGUCGUUCUGGUGCUAAAUCCGAAAUUCUUAAUGUAACUGAAAUAGGUCAUUAUCAUGAAUUAGAGAGUUAUGUAACAAGUGGUUAUCAAUUACCUAAUUCAAUUUAUUCUCAAACAAUAAAUUAUCGCGUACCAUUAUUACAAUUAUUUAGUCUUAUUGAUCGUUCAUAUGUAUGUAAGCAACAUAUUGAAUAUACAUGUUUUAAUUCACGUUUAUUAAAUUAUCCAAAUUCACCAUAUGGUUGGUGGGUUGGUCGUACAAAUCAAACGAUGGAUUAUUGGGGUGGUAGUGAAAUAGGUACAGGAAAAUGUUCUUGUGGUUUAGAUAUGACAUGUGCUAAUCCAAAUUUAUUUUGUAAUUGUGAUUCACAAUUUACAACCGAGCUUAAAGACAGUGGAUAUUUAACACGAAAAGAAUAUUUACCUGUUCUUCGAGUUGAAUUUGGUGAUACAGGACCAGUUGGAUCACCACAAUAUGGUCGAUAUCAAGUUGGCCGUCUUUAUUGUGAAGGUGAUUUACUUUACGAUAAUAUAGUUACAUUUCGAAAGGCUGAUGCAAUUAUAACAGUACCACCAUUUGAAGCUAAGGUAGCUGGUGAUAUACGUUUUCAAUUUAAAACUGGUUUUGAUUCAGCUACAUUUGGUUCAGCUAUUAUUGUACAAAAUGUUGGAUAUGAUAAUGGAGAUCUUAUUGAAAUUCGCCUUCAAGCACCACGUGAAAUAGCAUUUCGAUAUAGUGUUGGUCGUGGUACAAACAUAAUAACAAUUCGUGCACCAUAUGAUUUUAAUGAUAAUGAUUGGCAUACUGUACAUCUUGAAAUCAAUCGACAAGAAGCAAGAUUGACAGUUGAUGAUUUAUCAGCUACUAAUCCAGAAGAUCAAACAACGUUUCGUCAUAUACGUUUAACAUCAAAUUUAACAAUUGGUGCAUCUGUUACAAAUCGAAAUGGUUUUGUUGGAUGUAUACGUGCAUUUCAAGUUAAUGGACAAUUAAUGGAUUUAAAGUCACAAGCAUUACGUGGUAUGUAUGGAAUAUCACCUGAUUGUAUUGGAAAAUGUCAAAGUAGUCCAUGUUUAAAUGGAGGACGAUGUAAUGAACGUUGGUCAACAUAUGAUUGUGAUUGUACCUUUACACCAUUUCGUGGACCUAUUUGUUCAACAGAAAUUGGAACACGAUUAGAAGCAAAUACAAUGAUUAAAUAUACAUUUCCUACACAGGGUGUAACUGCAACUGAAGAAGAAACAAUUCGUGUACUAUUUACAACUUAUAAAAAACAAGGUAUAUUAAUGCAAUUAAAAUCUGAUAGAGUUGAUGAGAAAGGUAUGAUUGAUUAUUUUACACUGGAAAUGAAUAAUAAUGGUGGUGUACGUGUCAAGUUUAAUUAUGGUUUUGAUACAUUUGAAUAUAAUGUUCCAUAUGAUUUAACAAAUGGACAAAAUCAUGAAGUCAUUGUAACGCGCCGUAAUCAGGGUAAACUUAUUGUAGUUAGUGUUGAUAAUUAUGAACCAUACAUUGAUGUAUUUCCUCAAACGCAACAAAUUGAUAUGCAAUUUGAUAGUCCACGUGUUAUGUAUAUUGGAAGAAAUGAAACAACACCACCUGAAGAAGGUUUUACUGGUUGUAUUUCUCGAUUACAAUUUAAUCGAAUAUUUCCAUUAAAAUAUGCUUUUUUGGAAGAACGCGAUCCAAGUAUAGCAUGGAUUGGUGGAAAUAUUCGGGAAUGGCCAUGUGGUACAGAGCCUGUAAAAUAUCUACCUGAACCUCUUGAAAUUCCACCUGAUCGUGGAUUUAGUAUACUUGCAUUACCACGUCCAAUUUAUAAACAAAAUGUUUACGCAAGAAACUUAGGUCUUAUUCUUGGUUCGAUGGGCUUUCUUUUACUACUUCUUUUUGUUGGACUUGGAAUAUGUUAUCAGAAAUCAAGUAAAAGCGGACACUAUAAAACAAAAGAAGAUAAAGGUGCUGAUCAAGCAAUUGAUGCUGAUACAGCAAUAAUAAAAGGCGAUCCACGUCAUCCAGAUUUAACUGAGCCAAAAGAAUGGAUUUUAUAA
This is a messenger RNA of Rotaria sp. Silwood2, 3801 nucleotides long. Lineage: Eukaryota; Metazoa; Rotifera; Eurotatoria; Philodinida; Philodinidae. The record is from the annotation of a GenBank genome assembly.